GGGACCUUAAUGGUAAUGUUCAUGGUGCCAUCACCAUUUUUGGUGCUGUCUUCCCCGAUAUGAAUUCGUGGGACUAAGAAACGCUUCGAAAUUGAAUUGGUCCUAUCUGGUGCUAUCACCGAAUCAGUAAACAUUAUAAACAUAAAAAUAAACAUUCAGGGUACUUUAAAAACAUAUUGACAUAACCUCUCUGGGUCAAAUGUCAAACUUCUGUCACCCUCAGUCAAAAUAUGGCAUACAGAGCAAGACUCAAAGAAUUCGAUGAUGUCCUGGACCAGGAAGUUAUAGACUUGAAAAAAUUAAAAAGCUUGUCGUUUCAUGGUAUUCCUGACGAUCAGGGCCGGAGGGCUCUGUGUUGGAGGCUGUUGUUAAAUUAUUUACCCACUGAUAAGUCACAAUGGCCCUUAUUUUUGCAAGAAAAGCGACAAUUGUACAAACAAUUCAUCGACGAGAUGGUGGUCAUGCCAGGGUCACAGGAAGGCAAUGGGGAUGUUACAGAAGGGGACCACCCUUUGAGCAUCAAUCCGGACAGCCAGUGGCAGACUUUUUUCAAAGAUAACGAAGUUCUCUUACAGAUUGAUAAGGAUGUGAGGAGGCUUUGCCCCGAUAUUUCGUUCUUCCAGCAACCAACGGAAUUUCCCUGCCAGGAAAUUGUCAACAGUAAUGACGUCAAGAGGCUACACACUAGGGUACAAAGAAGCGUCUUAAAGUGUGCCAAUGUGGAAAGGAAAGGAUUAGGGAUCACUAAGAUAGCGCUAUCGAUUAAGAAAGCCAACGAAGACUACGCCCCCAUGACGGAGGGCAAAGAAGCGCACUGGGAGGUGGUGGAGCGCAUCCUCUUCCUCUACGCUAAACUCAACCCAGGUCAAGGCUACGUCCAAGGCAUGAACGAGAUAAUUGGCCCCAUUUACCAUGCAUUUGCCUGCGACCCGGACAUCACUUUCAGAGAACACGCCGAGUGUGACAGUUUUUUCUGCUUUACGAAUCUAAUGUCAGAAAUCCGAGAUUUCUUUAUAAAAAGUCUCGACGAAACCGACCACGGAAUUAACAAAAUGAUGAGCCGGAUGUUAGUACAAUUGAAAAACAGCGAUCUCGACGUAUGGCUCAAGUUUCAACAGUUGGAACUCAAGCCGCAAUUUUAUAGUUUCAGGUGGAUUACGCUGUUGCUAUCGCAGGAAUUCCCCCUGCCUGACGUGCUCAGGAUAUGGGACACCCUGUUCUCAGAUGAGUCACGUUUUGAUUUCCUGAUCUAUGUUUGUUGCGCCAUGAUUGUUAUUUUAAGGAACAAGUUGUUAAAUGGCGACUUUCCCUCCAAUCUCAAAUUAUUACAAAACUUCCCACCCAUGGAUGUACAGAUUAUUUUAUCGAAAGCUGUCGAAUUAUCGAAACAAAAGAAUUAAGAACAAUCAAGUUGCCAUUUGAUUUUAUCUCAAGCUCAAACUGAUCUAGUUGCCAUUUCGUACUAAUUCUCCCCCACAGCCACCUUGAGCAUUUUUGCCAAAGUAUCGGUAAUCUAUCAAGGAGGCUGUGCUUCAAACACACCCUCGAUUACGUAAAACGUGUCUUGGGAUUCUGUUCCUAACGAGUAAAACUCCAACAUCACGUCAUCAGUUUUAAUUAUUAUCUUAAGCAUUUAUCAAUUAUACCGUGAUAUAUUACAAAUAUUAAGUGUUUUUAGGUUAGCAAAUAUCAUGACAGGUACUGUAAAUUGCCCAAAGCAUCUUACGCCGUUCUGUACCAUGCAGUUAACUUUGAAAUUAAGUUGGCAACACGCUGAACUUGCCAGUUACUGUUGCCAACUAAAUUUCAAGGCCAAAGGCUUUGGAAUUUGAACUGGAACAUUAACGGCACUCCGAACUUCCAUUUAAGUCAAUUUUAUACUUUUCAUAAGCAGUGAAAUUAUUUUAUUAAUAAAAUUAUAAAGUUUC
Molecule: messenger RNA, 1928 nt
Organism: Tribolium castaneum (red flour beetle)
Lineage: Eukaryota; Metazoa; Arthropoda; Insecta; Coleoptera; Tenebrionidae
Product: TBC1 domain family member 13
Exons: 8
Coding region: 231-1400 (389 amino acids)
Biological process (GO): activation of GTPase activity; intracellular protein transport
Molecular function (GO): GTPase activator activity
Source: RefSeq, a predicted model, not a curated record